GACAUUUGCAAUGUCAAUAUUAUUGACAUUUUGCAAAGAAGUAAUUUUGGUCAUGCUGGUCCAGUGUGGCACAUUCAAAUGGAAGUUAUUUCCCACACAGCUCUUGCAUGUUAUAGCAUUUAUAUACUGGAGUGGUUUACCAACUCUGGUCGCCAGGCUCGUGUAUUUGUCUGAAUCUGAAAAUUGUAAAUUGAUGCUGAAAUGCCCAAGUUUCUGGGGAAAUGUUAUUAUUCAGAAUGUACAGUGAAAUGCGCCUAAGCGAAGGAAACUCGUUUUCACACUCUCUAAUACAUGUCAUAAAGAUGGUAUGGGGUGUGAGUGAGAUUCUACCGCGUAAUUGGCAUAUGAGACCCCCCCUUCUCCGUAUCUAUAGGGCGUGUGUGAAUUAGAGUGAGCUUGCUGCUGCGUGUGCGCCUGAAAGCGGUGGAGGGAGCCGUGCUCCACUACGGCGAAUUUGGACGGCAUUGCACUUGAAUACUUUAGAAACAGAAAGGACGAGGGACAUGUAGUGCAUAUAGAUUUUCUACACUGGAAUAUAGACACACGCAUACUCAACCGCCCCCUUCUCUCUCUCUCUCUCGCCUCCCUCUCUCUCUCUCUGUCCCUCGUUCCCCCCACACCACUAUAACGGUGCGUAAAAUAUAUGAGUUAAUUUAACUUUAUGCCAUGGCUUACGUAUUUUGAAUGGCUCACUUCGUUCGUGGAUUACUGUUUAAAUUUUCCAUUUUGCAUCUCCGGAAUAUUGGGCUGCGUCGACUCCAACUGUGAACAAAUUCUUCUCUGAUUGGUGAGGUAAUAUUUUUGCGUGCCGACAGACUGUCGAAACGCGAAGACCACGUUCAAUGCCGUUGGAACAUGUCCUAUGUUCCCUUUCAAGAUGCGAGGUGUGCUGUCCCCCCCUCCUAUCGCCCCCACGCCUCCUUCGCUGCUCCCUCCUACGACCACCCUGGCUGGGACCCCCGCAUGCGUGUGACCUCUGGAAAUCAGCUCUACAUGUUGGACCAGGAAGAGGUACACCCCUUGCUGAUGCGCGAGCGGCGCUCAGAGUCUCACAGGAACAAGCUGCUGCGCAGGACAGUCAGUGUUCCUGUUGAGGGAAGGCACCAUCCAGAGAUGGACAACGCUCGCGCCAGGCGGAAGAGCAUAGCCACCGGGAAGCAGCCGAGCAUGGAGACCCCCCCCUCUGCCCCCCCUCAACCCUUCCGACAAUCCAGUUUCCUGAGCCGCAGACUGAAGGGUUCCAUUAAGCGGGCCAAGAGCCAGCCCAAACUGGACCGCACCAGCAGCUUCCGCCACAUGAUCCUGCCCCGGUUCCGCAGCGCUGAUCAGGACAGGACUCGCCUGAUGCAGAGCUUCAAGGAGUCCCAUUCCCAUGAGUCUUUGCUGUCUCCCAGUAGUGCUGCGGAGGCACUGGACCUCACCCUGGACGAGGAUGCCAUCAUCAAGCCUGUCCACUCCAGCAUCCUGGGCCAGGAGUAUUGUUUCGAGGUGACGACGGCUUCAGGAACAAAGUGCUUUGCAUGCCGCUCUGCCGCAGAGAGAGACAAAUGGAUCGAGAAUCUUCAGAGAGCCGUCAAGCCCAACAAGGACAACAGCCGGCGGGUGGACAACGUGCUGAAGCUGUGGAUCAUCGAGGCGCGCGAGCUGCCGCCCAAAAAGCGCUACUACUGCGAGCUGUGCCUGGACGACAUGCUGUACGCGCGCACCACCAGCAAGCCGCGCACCGACACCGUCUUCUGGGGCGAGCACUUCGAGUUCAACAACCUGCCGGCCGUACGCAACCUCCGCCUGCACCUGUACAAGGAGACCGACAAGAAGAGACGCAAGGAGAAGAGCACUUACUUAGGCCUGGUCAGCAUCCCCAUCUCCAGCAUCACUGGCCGGCAGUUUGUGGAGCAGUGGUACCCCGUCAUCCAGCCCAGCGUCCUGGCCAAGGGCGGCGGCGUUGGGGGCGGCAAGAUCAUCAACGCCUCGCUGCGCCUCAAGUCGCGCUACCAGACCAUGAGCAUCCUGCCCAUGGAGCUGUACAAGGAGUUCGCCGAGUACGUCACCAACAACUACCGCACGCUGUGCGCCGUGCUGGAGCCGCUGCUGAGCGUCAAGAGCAAAGAGGAGGUGGCCUGCGCCCUGGUGCACAUCCUCCAGAGCACGGGGAAAGCAAAGGACUUUCUGUCAGAUAUGGCCAUGUGUGAGGUGGACCGCUUCACUGAGAGAGAACACCUCAUUUUCCGCGAGAACACCCUGGCCACCAAAGCUAUAGAAGAGUACCUCAAACUGAUUGGACAUAAGUACCUCAAGGAUGCUUUAGGUGACUUCAUCCGAGCCCUCUACGAGUCUGAGGAGAACUGUGAGGUGGACCCCAUGAGAACCCCUCCCUCUGUCCUCGCCGACCACCAAGCCAACCUGCGCAUGUGCUGUGAGCUGGCACUCUGCAAGAUCGUCAACUCCCAUUGCGUGUUUCCUCGCGAGCUCAAGGAGGUCUUCGCCUCCUGGCGGGUCCGCUGUGCUGAACGCGGCCGCGAGGACAUCGCCGACCGCCUCAUCAGUGGCUCCCUCUUCCUGCGCUUCCUGUGCCCAGCCGUCAUGUCGCCGUCGCUCUUCAACCUCACCCAGGAGUACCCGGACGAGCAGACGUCGCGCACCCUCACCCUCAUCGCCAAGGUGGUGCAGAACUUGGCCAACUUCUCCAAGUUUGGCAGUAAGGAGGAGUACAUGUGCUUCAUGAACGAGUUCCUGGAGAUGGAGUGGGGCUCCAUGCAGCAGUUUCUGUACGAGAUCUCCAACCUGGACAGCGUGACCAACGCGGGGGCCUUCGAGGGCUACAUCGACCUGGGCCGCGAGCUCUCCAUCCUGCACAGCCUGCUCUGGGAGGUCAUGGCCCAGCUCAGCAAGGUGCUCAACGCAAACGUCAACAUGCAGAACACACAGGCAGAUGAGGACCAGCACGCCUCAGAUGCCAUCAUCAAACUCGGCCCAUUACCCCGGCUGCUUAACGACAUCAGCAUGGCCCUGCGCAACCCACACCUCCAGCGGCAGCCCAGCCACCAGACGGAGCGGCAGCAGGAGCGGCAGGCCGAGCGGCUCCGCUCCAGACCCAGCUUCAACCGCGGCGUCUCCUCCGACUUCCAGAACCUUAUGAUGCGGGACCUGAACAGUUCCAUAGAUGUCACCCGCUUGCCUUCCCCGACCUCUGCCAUGUCCAGUGGAGGUGUGGGCGUGCCAUCAAGGGCUGGGAUGCCGGGGUUCAUGGACCGUGACCACCCACAUCGAGCCUCGUCGAAAGACGUCUUCUACGUGACCCGACCCCCUUUGGCCCGCUCCAGUCCCGCCUACUGCACCAGCAGCUCCGACAUCACCGAGCCGGACGCCAAGGACUCGCGCAUGAACAGCGUGUCUAAUCUGCAGUCUGUGGGGGAUAUGCUCAACUCCUCCCAGGCCUCCCUCUCCGGCCUCGGCAGCUUCGGCGGCCUCGGAGGCCUCGGUGGCGGCGGUGGUGGCAGCGGAGGCGGCGGGAGUGGCAGCGGCGGGCUGGGCGGUCAGCUCCGCGCCGGGGGCCGGCUUUCGGCCGGCUCGGGCGGCUCCAGCAUGUCCGGCGGCCUGCGGCUGAGCCAGCUGAGCCAGAUGGGCGCCACCACCGACUCGCUCUCCCAGCAGCAGCAGCAGCAGGCGGCCGCCAUGCGCUACCCGCUCUCCUUCCAGAACCCGCUGUUCCACCUGGCCGCCGACGGCCCCCAGCACCAACACCACCACCAACACCAUCAGCUCCACCACCAGCACCCGCACGGCGGCGGACGCGCUCAGCCGCCCCCUCCGCUGCUGCUCGCCCCCGAGCCCGACGGCGUGCACCAGGGCUACGCGCCGCAGUUCGGCCACAGCGGCUUCUCGCGCAGUGAGGACCUGUCCACCCUCCGCACGGCCUCGCACCUGGGCCAGCCCAGCAUCAUCCACUCGCACAGCUACAGCGACGACUACACGCGCCACAGCCAGGCCGACUACGGCCGCCGACAGCUUUCCAUGCACAAGCAGGACAACCUCCAGCAGCAGGAAAUGAUGAAUCUGGCCUCCCAGACCGGCACCUCCCACUCCUCGUUGGCCUCGCCUCCGUCCACCGUGCAGCCCGUGCGCCAGAGCUCCAUGGCGCCCCCUGGGGGCCAGCCGCAGCCUGCCCAGCGCAUGAAGUCCCAGACGUCGCACCAGCUGUCCGUCAGCUCCGCCGCCGCCUCCACCCCGCCCAAGCAGCAGCGUCCGCAGAGCGGCAACCUCCUGCAGUCGCCCGAGUCGGCGGGGGGAUACGGCGGCGGGCGGCAGCAGGCGGCGCCGCGGCAGCAGCUCUCGGUGAAGGACAACACGGCGCCCGGGCUGCCCCAUCAGCAGAGCUCCGCUCGCGAGAGUCAGGGGUCGCAGGGGUCACAGGGGGGCACUCCGCAGUCCACGCAGCAGUCGUCCAAGCAGCAGCCUCAGCAGCAGCACCUGCUGAAACCCACCAUGAGCAAACAGGGUUCUCAGUCCCCCUCCACACUCAACCCCCCCACCCCGGCCUCGGAGCGGACGGUGGCCUGGGUGUCCAACAUGCCCCACCUGUCGGCCGACAUCGAGAGCUCACGCAUCGACCGAGAGGACUUCAAGCUGAAAGAGUACUCUAAGAGUAUGGACGAGUCUCGGCUUGAUAGGGUGCGCGAAUACGAGGAGGAGAUCAACUCUCUGAAGGAUCGCCUGAUGAUGUCCCACCGCAAGCUGGAGGAGUACGAGCGCCGGCUGCUCACGCAGGAGCAUCAGACCAAUAAGAUCCUGCUGCAGUACCAGAGUCGGCUGGACGACAGCGAGCGCAGGCUCCGGCAGCAGCAGCAGGAGAAAGACUCCCAGAUUAAAGGGAUUAUAAACAGACUCAUGGCAGUGGAGGAUGAGCUGAGGGGUGGAGCUUUGGUUGAGCCUAAAACCAGGAUAUUCGCUGAGCAGGGGAGGCGGCAGUCCAUCCUAGUGCAGCCCCGUCUCGCUCCUGCCCCACCCAGAAUGCACAGGAAGGCCAGCUUUCCUCCUUGGGUUCAGCAGACCGCAGUGUGAAUAAAGGAGGAGGAAGAGGAAUAGCCCUCGCAGCUGACCCUGGAGUCUCUUCCUCUGGACUCUCCCCAGACAAACCCCCUCGGA
Alosa sapidissima (American shad) is the source of this 5145-nucleotide messenger RNA. It is a transcript of the gene syngap1b, whose product is annotated as synaptic Ras GTPase activating protein 1b. The record is from RefSeq and is a predicted model, not a curated record. Gene Ontology annotation, biological process: regulation of GTPase activity. NCBI's taxonomy places the organism in Eukaryota, Metazoa, Chordata, Actinopteri, Clupeiformes, Clupeidae.